GAAACCGUUCGAGGAAACUAUAGGGCAGCACUCUCGGAACUCACCUUCAACUCCAAGCCUAUCAUCACCAAUUUGACAAUAAUGGCCCAAGAGAAUCAGUAUGCUGCCAGUACAAUUGUGAGAGAAAUCGAACAGCAAAUCAGACACAAUGCACCCGACCAGAAGUUACCUGUAUUGUAUUUGAUCGAUUCGAUCUGUAAGAACGUAGGAGGGCCAUUUAUCAGCCAUUUCGCAAGAAAUAUUGGCUCAAUUUAUCUGGAUGCCUACACUCUCACUGACCCCCAGAUGCGACGCAGUUUUGAGCGCGUAUUGCAAACCUGGAAAAAUGGGAUGCCAGCUGGAGGCCCAGUCUUUGCUCGUCAUGUUAUUGAGCCAAUUGAGAGGGCAUUG
Phycomyces blakesleeanus NRRL 1555(-) is the source of this 390-nucleotide messenger RNA. RefSeq lists its product as hypothetical. The transcript has 2 exons. Gene Ontology annotation, molecular function: mRNA binding; RNA polymerase II complex binding. The record is from RefSeq and is a predicted model, not a curated record. Gene Ontology annotation, cellular component: mRNA cleavage factor complex; cytoplasm. Lineage: Eukaryota; Fungi; Mucoromycota; Mucoromycetes; Mucorales; Phycomycetaceae. Gene Ontology annotation, biological process: termination of RNA polymerase II transcription. The annotation marks the transcript as partial.